CACAUUGCUGACGUGUUCGAAAAUUGCAUAUCUGACAGGUCAGUGGGUUGCUUAAGAAUCAAUCUACACAUCUAAACACUUUAGACAACUCACUUCCCCACCUUCUGCAUCGUGCUUUGAUCGAGUUAGCGAUGAAUAAACUUAUUUUAUGGAUGACUGUAUUUGGCAUUUGCAUCAAAAGGUAGGCUCUUAUCUUUUCUAGGUGUCAAGUUUGAGUAAUACAUCUUGUGAAACAUGACAAUUCGAGUCACUUCCAGUUAAGCUAACUGUUUGUGGUGCUACUAUGGUCUAGGGUGUGUGUGGUAAGUGCAAGAUGUAACCAAUGGUAAUGUUUUAAAGGAACACAUUUUCAAAGAUUGAACCAUGUGUAUUUACCUAUUCUUAAAAUCCACUACAUCAGAGCUUUUCAAAUAAAUAAAAUCUAUUUUGAUAAUUUAAUUUAUUAACUUUAAUUUGCUUUUAAAGUACAUUAUCGUUCAGUGAAGAAAACGUAUGGUCUGUUUUGGCGAGAUGGUUUAUCUAUUUCAAGCUAUAAACGAAGACGGACAAUCACAGUGAAAGUAUCUAUGUUCUGAAUAUAACAAUUCAUUUUUCUGUAGAUAAUUUUCUUUUUGUGAUGUGAAAUAAUAAUAAAGUUUAUUUCAAAAACACGCUUCAUCCCCAAAGGCUCGAAGCUCGGUACAAAGUAAUACAAUUUAUCACAUUUAAAACAAACGCAACACUACAAAAACUAAUUACAAGCAAGCAAGCAAAUAGACCUAAUUAUACUUUUGAAUCCCAUAAAGCUUUUGUUCAUGUUUUUUUUUUUUUUUUUUUUUUUUUUUUUUUGCAAAUCGAGCUGAAACUUGGCCCACAGACUUGUUACCGAUAACAAUAAAAUCAUUCCAAUUCUCAACCCUACCUCUACCCCUACAACCCCCCCCCUCCCCAACCAACCAAACUUUACAAAAAUCAGUUCUAACGCUACCAGAUGCCACUGAUUUCACCAAAUAAAAUCCCUGAUACCCGCGGUGAAUUAGAUCCUUGAAAAUACAGCAAUAGCGUUAGGCGCGUAAUAUUUUCUUUUUGAUUUACUGCUUUACUGGUGAAAUUAAUCUGAGUUAUGAAAGCGGGUGGGACAUUAGAAUAUUAAUUUAGUUCAGAGGCGUAAAAAAUAAUAGUGCAGUUGAGAGCCUUGCAAAAGGGGGGGGGGUGGGGGGACGGGGGACUAAUUGGGUUUAUUUUAAAGUACCUUAUGUGGAUGCAUGUUUUUGUCAAAUUUUUUUGCCCCACCUCCAACCACCAAAUAAUUAAACUAACUUCGCUUUUCUUCCUGUUUUUUCUUUCUGGCAAAAUCUUUGAGGGGGGGGGGUGAGGAAUAGGGGCUACUUGACACACUUUCCGUCAUCCUAUCAAGAUGAAACUUUGCACAUGGAUUUGAUGCCGAUGACAACACAUUUUAUGAAAUUUUCAGCCCCACCCUCACAAAAUCAGCUUCCCCUGUUUUUUUAAAGAUAAAGAUGAAGGAAAUAGGACGCAAUAAUUUCUUAAGAACUGUUGCUAUCGCAGAGUCACACAAAAAAUGCAUAUAAAAUUAAAACGAAAAUUUUUUUUUUUAGGGACUGUAUAAUUUUGGCCAAAGCUUUAAAGGGUGCUCUCAAAUUAAGGGCUGUUCUAAAACAACAUACAAAGACGAAAAAAGUAGCAUGAUUUAUUUUUAGCAAUAUUCUAAAACAAUUUUUUUCCCUCAAAAAAUGGUAUAAAGAUUCUGACUUGAUAGUUCUUAAGUAAUGUAUGAUAUUAAGAAUAAUUUUUAUAAAUGAUAAUAUACUCAUGACAAUGCUAUAUUUGUUAUAUAAAAAUCAUUAAGCUAAAAAAAAAAAUUAUUUUUAAUCAUAUUAACUUAAAUGAAAAUAUAUAUUUUUCAGAGACUGUAAAGAAUUUUUUUUUUUAAUUCUUGCUCUCAUUAUUAAUAAUUAAUAUUUCCUACAUAGUUCCCAAUCGCUUGAUUUAUUGAAGGCACUAACAGAUGUUGAAGAAAUUCUGAAAGAGAACACCACUGAAGCCGAAAACGAAAUGUUGAAUACAAUCAAAGACGUUGUAGAAUCUGUUAAAGAAAACACCGCUAUAGCGGAAAGAGAAUUUGUUAAAGAACUCAGUGAAGUCGGAGGGAUUGUUAAAGAGAGCGCCAUCAAAGCGGAAACAGAAAUAGUUGAUGAUUUCAAUAAAGUCGGAGAGGUUGUUAAAGAAAAUGCCCUUGAAGCGGAAUUUUUUUUUGUCACAGUGCUUAAUGAAGCCGGAGAAAUUGUUAAAGAAAAUGCCAUUGAAGCGGAAAAAGAAUUUGUCAAAGAGCUGAAUGAAGUCGGAGAAAUUGUUAAAGAAAAUGCCAUUGAAGCGGAAACAGAAAUGGUUCAAGAUUUUAAUAAAUUCGGAGAGACUAUCAAAGAAAAUGCCAUCAAAGCAGAAACAGAAUUUGUUAAAGAACUCAAUGCGGUCGGAGAAAUUGUUAAAGAAAAUGCCAUUGAAGCGGAAACAGAAAUGAUUGAAGAUAUCAAUAACGUCGAAGAAAUCGUUAAAGAAAAUGCUAUCAAAGCGGAAAAAGAAUUGGUUAAAGAGCUCAAUUAUGUCGGUGAAAUUGUGAAAGAAAACGCAAUAAAAGCCAAAGAAGAUAUUGAAGAAUUCAUGAAAGGUAACAUUAAUUUUCCCUGCAUGCAAAAAUAAAUAGAAUUUUAGCCUAGAAAACAACUUUUAAUAAUUUUUCAUUUGCAUUUUCUUCUUGCAGGCGUGUUUGCUGAUUAUUUAGUAAGUUUAGUGUUUUGUUUGUUUUUUUAAUAAAACUAAGACAAGGUUUGAUUUAACUUCGUUACACGCUUUUUUGUCUCAGUAAAAUGUUGUUAUCCAUUUUAAUCAGCUUCUUCUUCUAAAACGACUUUCUGGUAUUUCACACGUGCGUGUUUUCAAUGAGAAUUCCGUUUUUGGGAGUGUUCUUUGUCGCUUUCUUUGUAGCACAUAAUAUAGGAAGGCAUGUCUUCCCUUAAGCGUGGCUUAAAAAAAAACCCUUGUAGUCAGUCAUGUAAGAAGUCCACGAAGCGAAUUGCCCUAACGCAUGUGCUGCGGUGCUCGUAAAUUCUCUUGAUAUGAUGAAUUGAAUUUUUUAUAUCUUCUUCUAUAUUUUGAAGGCCCACGAUCAAUGAAUUGAUCAUUAUGGCUCCUAUGUUUCAGAGGGGUUUGAGAUGUAACUUUGCAUGGUUUUGAAAGGGAUACUACACUGGUUGCAAGGGCUAUUCUGCAAUGGUGUUAUGAACUGGGGGUUGGAAGACAGGAGGUAAUAGACGCAAAUGUGUCAAGUGUAGUCGCCUCAACUGUUUUUUUGGAACUGCAUUAUACUUUUAUCCGGCAUCCCUGUGAUUUAAUUGCAUGAGAAAAAACAAGUUUUAGACUUUUUCUAAGAUACUUAAGUUUUUAGUGAAUUUAAUAUAAAAAAAGUAAUAUAGCUUAAAAUAAAAAAAAGUUAAGUAAUUAUAUAAAAAAAAAUCUACUUGAAUACAAUUUGCAUUUUUUUCUCUGAACUUCUUAUAUAGUCUAUUUUUAAAAAUGAUUACGUUAAGAUUGGUUGGUUUAUUGGAAUAAAAUAUGAUUCAUUUUUUCAAUAUAAUGCAGGAAAAGAAAUAAUUAAAUAUAUAUAUCUACAUAAAGUUUCCAUUUCAAUAUCCGUUUAUAUAACGAAAACAAUGUUUCGAAAAUAAUUAAUUUAUUAAAUAAGUAGCUUAAAAAAUAAAGUAUAAUGGCAUAUACCAUUUUUAUUCCUUAAAAAUUUUGAGGUCAAAUCGUAAUUAAGCCUUAGAAAAAAAGUAUUUUUUGUUUGUACUUCAAUGAGAGAAUAGUGGUGAAAAAAACGAAGUGGGGCGGUUUGGUGGGAGGGGGGAGGUGGGGUGGGGCGGGAAGGGGGCUGGAAUGGAUAUGGCUUAUUUAUUUUUCACAAAAGGACAAUUUUGGAAAUAAUCUUAUCUCUUUAAAUCUUGGAACAUAUUUUAAUUUCCUUUAACAUUUUAGGUAGACUUAUUUGUUUUACUUUUAUUAAUAUCACAAACUCUUUUUUUUUUUAAAUGUAUUUAAAGAAAUCCUCUAAUUUUUCUAUAACAAUAAGUGAGAAUCAUCUAGUCGAGAAUCUAAUGAUAAAUCAACUUAAAGCUGGGUGAAUCCACACGUGUGUAGAUCCUAGGUCGUUUUUUUUUAAAUCUGUAAUUAACUGAUUAAGUAAUAAUGAAGUAAUGACUAUCCAAAUAGACUGGAGACUUAAUGAAGACUGUUCGUGUCAAUACUACACGUGUGGCUGUUACAUGCAUCUGGAGGUGCCACAGAUCUCACUCAAUAAAACAGGUAGGCAGGCCGAUUGCCUUAACUUUUUACUUCUUAGAUUUUAAGAAAAAUAUUUUAUUCUAUUUUUUUUAAGGCGUUAAUAAAUUUUGAAAAAAUGCCAUUAAAUUAUAAUAAUAAUAAAAGCCAUUAAAUUAUAAUAAUAAUAAAAGCCAUUAAAUUAUAAUAAUAAUAAAAGCCAUUAAAUACAAUAAUAAUAAAAGCCAUUAAAUUAUAAUAAUAAUAAAAGCCAUUAAAUUAUAAUAAUAAUAAAAGCCAUUAAAUUAUAACAAUAAUAAAAGCCAUUAAAUUAUAACAAUAAUAAAAGCCAUUAAAUUAUAACAAUAAUAAAAGCCUUAAUCAUAUAACAAUAGAAUGUUGGAUUUUUUUAAUUUUUAAUUUUUUAUUUAUCUGAAUCGAACAUUUCAAAAUGGAAGUGGUUUCAUCUGGAAACUACAGCUGUUUUGUUUGGUUUAUGUUUCGGUCACUCAAUACAUUUUAUAAACUUCCGAGACGACUGUGGAUUUAAAGUUAGUAUAAAUCUGAAAUUCUUCAUCAUGCUGUUGAAAAGUAUUCUUUUAUUUUUAUAAAAUAUCUAAUUUCAAUCAGUUUACAUAGAAUCUCACAGAAAUAAACGGAUUUGUUACAAAGUAACAGUAUACAGGAGUAAUACUGUAAUAAAAUGUCUUUUAAAUAAACAACAACAACAAAAAUACCAACAAAACAAGAACAACAUAAGUCUGCUUUUUUUUCUUCCAUUUUCUAGUCCGUCUGAGCGUGACAUACCUUGUGGAUGAAUUUGGAUUCGAAUUUCUCUUCACCCUGGACGAAACAAUAAUUUUUGACAAGAAGUUAUCAGGUUUGAACAACUUUUACAAAUUAUUUUUUUUUUCCCCUUUAAUUUUUCUCUCCGCCUGUGGAAUGUAAACAUCAGUUAGUUUGCUAAACAUCAAAGGCAUUAACGACAUUUGUUUAAAAGUUCUUUAAAUCAAGUUUCUAGGUGUUCGUUUUUUGUACGGAAGUUUUAUCUCGUUUUAUUGUGAGGAUUUAGGUCAAUGUUUGGUUUAGAAGAAGAUCUUAUUAUUACGCGGAUCCAUUCGGUCUUUCAAUAUGUAACUUCGUAAUUAAUUCACUGGAAUUAAAGCUGCUAAAGUGAUGCUCUCUCGUGGACGUAAAUAACAGGAUAAAAUUAAUUAAUAAUUUUUUUUUUUUAAAAAUGAAGUAAUAAUUUAAUUUCCUCUGAAAGUUGAGAAAAAUGUCACCAUUUUUUUCCCCAGAGAAAUAGCACAAAUUGUAUUUUUUUUAUAUUAAAUUCUCUUUUGAUUGCGUAUUUCUGGUUGGGUGGCCGGCCAAAUCUUCGGAAGGCUAAUUGACUCACUUACCGUCCACCUAUCGGGCUGAAACUUGUCACAUAGACUAGUUCCGAUGGCCGACUAGCAAUAUUUACAGAGAUGUUGUUGAUGGCGAGCAAUAAUUACUGAGAUGUUGUUGAUGACGAUCAAUAUUUACUGAAAUGUUGUUGAUGACCAGCAAUAUUUUCCGCUCAUCUUGUUUUUUUUUUUUUUUUUUUUUUUUUUUUUUUUUUUUUUUUUUUUUUUUUUUUUUUUUUUUUUUUUUUUAAAAAUAAAAAUUUUAAAAAAAAAAUUUUUUUUUAUUUUUUAAUUUUUUUUUUUUAAUUUUUUUUUUUGUUUUUUUUUUUUUUUUUUUUUUUUUUUUUUUUUUUUUUUUUUUUUUUUUUUUUUUUUUUUUGCAAUACUUAUUUUCCUUUAUUUUAUUAUACAAAAUAAAAAUUUCGAAAAACAAGUCUGCUUCAAUUUUAUAAAUUUUCGUUUGUAAAUUUUUCUUCUUUAAAGUGAAAAACCCACCUUCACUCUGCUCGGACAUUUCCUUUGUCCACCCUGAGGCCGUACUAUGUAUUAUUUUCCACGACCUGGAUUAUAAGGACAAUCACUUCACAGGCUGCGUGGCGGUCGAGGCUGGGCACCAAUUGAUUGAUGAAACAUUUGAGUUGGGCUGUUUCAAUAUACCCACAAUUUUUCUACUUUAAAGAAAACAAAACACAAAGCUGUUUUUCCUUUGACCACAAAGUUUGCAGUGGGCAGGCAAUCAGCACGAAGGGCC
This is a messenger RNA of Lymnaea stagnalis (great pond snail), 6456 nucleotides long. NCBI's taxonomy places the organism in Eukaryota, Metazoa, Mollusca, Gastropoda, Lymnaeidae. The record is from the annotation of a GenBank genome assembly.